Messenger RNA from Drosophila ficusphila, 1208 nucleotides. Its product is annotated as protein obstructor-E. The coding region runs from base 128 to 820 and encodes 230 amino acids. The transcript has 5 exons. Gene Ontology annotation, molecular function: chitin binding. Gene Ontology annotation, cellular component: extracellular region. The record is from RefSeq and is a predicted model, not a curated record. Lineage: Eukaryota; Metazoa; Arthropoda; Insecta; Diptera; Drosophilidae.
AUAAAUCUUUUCAGUUGAGUUUGGAACGCGUAACCGUUAAAACGUACCGACCUCUUGGAGCGGAAGUUUCAACGUAUUUUUUUUCCUCGAUUUUUUGCGCCUGAUUUGAAUAUUUUUUUGCGAAAAUAUGCAGCGUUUCCAAGUGUGCAGUGUCCUGAUCCUGGCAUGGAUUGCCUGUGGACAUGCUCUGGCCGUGGGAUCCCCGGAGUGCCCGGAGAAGUACGGAGUGCAGGCGUACGCCCACACGGAGAACUGCGACCAGUUCUUCCUCUGCACCAACGGAACCCUCACCCUGGAGACCUGUGAGAACGGACUCCUGUUCGAUGGAAAGGGGGCCGUGCACAACCACUGCAACUACAACUGGGCGGUGGACUGCAAGGGUCGCCAGUGGGAUCCCACUCCCAUUUCCACGCCGGCCUGCGAGUACCAGUUCGGUCUGUAUGCCGUCUCCAAGGACUGCUCCACCACGUACAUCAAGUGCGUCCACGGGGAGCCCCACGAGCAGGAUUGCGAUGCCGGUCUGGCCUACGACGAGAGGAUCCACGGAUGCAACUGGCCCGAUCAGCUGCUGGACCACUGCAAUCCCGAGGCUGUUGUCGGCUUCAAGUGCCCCACCAAGGUGGACCCGAACUCGGUGGCCGCCCGCUUCUGGCCCUUCCCCCGGUUCCCCGUCUCCGGCGACUGCCACCGGCUGAUCACCUGCGUGGAGGGACAUCCCCGGCUGAUUAGCUGCGGCGAGGACAAGGUCUUCGAUGAGCACACGCUGACCUGCGAGGAUCCGGAGUACGCCAGCGGAAGCUGCGCCAACUACGGCAAAUAGGGAAGCCCGACCGCCCUGUACAUACAUGCCCGCUAGCACCAUACAGUGGGGACUCGAUUGUGUGAACGCUCGAAUUAAAAACACAUUUCUCUGCUGCACACUUUGAGUUGUUGUUUAAAAUCCGUCUCUUUCCUCUGCAGUGAUCAUCCGUUGUUUUUUCUUGUUCGCCAAUGCGAGUUUGCACUGUAUGUGUGCAAGGAUCGAAGCUCCCUCAAAAUACUCCUCCUUUCUCUAUCUGAAUCUUGCCUGCACUGUAAAAAAAAAACUUAACCUUCUUGCUUGUUAACCAUCUCUCCGUCUUUUCGUUUCUCUUUCUGUAUUAUUAACUUGUUUGUUGUUUGGUCUCUUUUGUAUAUGAAUCGCAAUAAAGUUAAUUUUAUUUAUUGUA